Molecule: messenger RNA, 542 nt
Organism: Terrapene triunguis (Three-toed box turtle)
Lineage: Eukaryota; Metazoa; Chordata; Testudines; Emydidae
Gene: MRPL33
Product: mitochondrial ribosomal protein L33
Exons: 4
Coding region: 88-285 (65 amino acids)
Biological process (GO): translation
Cellular component (GO): ribosome; mitochondrion
Molecular function (GO): structural constituent of ribosome
Source: RefSeq, a predicted model, not a curated record
CCCGCGCCCCGGAAGUGGUUGUGGCGGUGCUUCUGGACUCUGGAGCUGGCCGGAGGGGCAGAGGGGUCUCACGGUGGAGUAGGCGCCAUGUUCCUGACGGUGGCUGCCUUGGCCAAGAGCAAAUCCAAGUACGUCCUUGUGAGGAUGGUGAGUGCAGCAGGGACGGGCUACUGUGUCAACAUCAAGAAAGCCCGACUACAGGAGAAAUUGGUCCUGCUGAAAUAUGAUCCCAUUGUGAACCAACGUGUUCUCUUCACAGAGAAGAAAAAACUACGUUCCAUCUGAACAACGCCUUGUAAAUGGACUUGUUUUAUAUGUCAGUUGGACUCUUGAGGGGGGAAUGCUGCUUCUGAAAUCCUGCAGCGUGUGCUAAAAAGAGAGGAAAUAAACUCUAUCAAUGCCUCCUGUGAUUUGAAGGCCAUUGUGAUUGAGAACAAUGUAGAGAGAGAAAAGUCUUAGUGUCUGGACAUAGAUCAUCACAUCAACAUUUAUUUAUCCUUUGAGUUAUUUUUACAGUCCUCAAUAAAAAAAUUAAAACAGCA